GGAUUCACACUAGACGAACGGAAGCCUAGAGUUGUUUACCCCGAGUUCAGACUACUCUAUUACAGAGAAAAUGGUACCAGCAAGGAAAAGUAGACGGCAGAGCAAACCACCGGCUAAGUUGCAAGACUUUGUAUAUGAAGAUGGUCGAGAGAAAGAAAAAGGUGUUACCACACCAGAGAAAAAGAAGGUUGAAGGUAGUCUCAGAGCGACAAAACAGUCCAAGAAGAAAAAUGUUGCAAAUAGUGAAACACCAGACAAGAAGCAAAUGGAUGAUUCACAAGAGCCAAGGAGAAGUGGAAGAACACCAAAAUUGAGUGAAAAACUGAAAAGUUACUUAAAUGACAAAGUUGAUGCCAAGAUGGAGGUUGAGACGGCUGCAAAGAAACAGUCCAAGAAGUCCUCAACAUCUCUUGGGUCUCCAACAGACUCCAUUCAUCUUAAAGAACCACGAGUGACAUUGAGAAAACUGUCUGUCUCUUCAGGAGUCAAAAAUUUGAAGUCUCACACAAAGAGUCAAAUAAAAAAUAAGAGUCCACGUUUACCUUCCACUCCUGAGAGAAAUGUGAAGGGAAAUGAGAGACAGGCUUCAAGCAAGAGGAACAAAAUGACUAAGAGAAAGUUGUCAGAAAUGGAUGGCAUUGAGGUGAAGGCCAAGCCUUCUCCCACAAACCCCCAAAGGCCAAUCUCAAAAACGAAGAAAACUAGGGUGUCGACAAACGGGAGCUGUGAAAGACUAACAAGUGAGAGUGAUGAGUGUCAGGAGAAAGACGAGGAAGAGGGGGCAGAAGAAGAUGAAGAUGAAGAAGAAGGAAAACUAGAAGAAAGAAGAAGCAUUGAUACUGUGAGGCAAAUCAACAAGGACAUGAUGACACAACUUUUGAACUUUGGUGCUGAGAUUGCUGAAGCCAUGGCCAGUAACAAUGAGAAGAUACUUGAAGUGAUUAACAAAGAAAAUUGCUCACACAACCCUCUGUAUACAUUCAAGAUUGAGGGAGAUGAUGAUUUUGAUGAGAAAGAGGCAGAUAAGAUUCUAGACUGGCUAGAAAAAGAGCAAAUACAACGAGGGGCAUAUCGGAAAAAGAUUAUAGACUCCAUGCGGGCCUCGCAUGAAUCAAACAUGACACUUUUUAACCAACUUCUUAAAAAGCUUCAGUCUUUAUCAUCAUCCCUGAGAUGUUGAUGGAACCCAAAUUUUCUUUUUUAUUUUAUUUUCCUUUUCUUGAGUGUGUUAAGGUGUGUUUUAGAUAAAAGAGAAGUGUUUUUUGUUAAUUCUAAUAUACUUUAUCUUUCCUAUUAUUUGAUCAGUGAAUAGAAGAAGUAGUAUGUUUUAUUUAGAGUAUUUGUUCCCUUGCAAUUAGUUGAUCAAAAAAUAGAAAUAGAAAUGUCAAUAUUCCUUUUAAUUUCAUAAUUAUGUUUAAGGAAAAUAAUUUCUAGUCUCAAAGAAUUUUGUACGCAAUAAUUGAAAUUUUGUUUCUAUUUAAAUAUAGAAAAGUACAAAUAUAAUCCAUGUAUAUAUAUCUUUUCUAAGAUGAAAUAAAG
Molecule: messenger RNA, 1539 nt
Organism: Penaeus vannamei (Pacific white shrimp)
Lineage: Eukaryota; Metazoa; Arthropoda; Malacostraca; Decapoda; Penaeidae
Product: transcriptional regulator ATRX homolog
Source: RefSeq, a predicted model, not a curated record